Molecule: messenger RNA, 1629 nt
Organism: Hypoxylon trugodes
Lineage: Eukaryota; Fungi; Ascomycota; Sordariomycetes; Xylariales; Hypoxylaceae
Exons: 1
Coding region: 263-1447 (394 amino acids)
Source: RefSeq, a predicted model, not a curated record
AUCCACUAAAAUCCACUAAAGAGCACUGAACAAAUAGUGACGCAUUAGCCAACCAACGGCCGUAUACAACUGUAAGGAGGCUAACAUUAGUGGAGACGUGCAGUAAUCCAUCCUGACUGAUCAGCUUCAUUUAUUAAUCCCUGCUUUCCUAUUCUUCUUAAGUACUUCGUACCCAUUACCGCCAAAUUUCAAAGCUCGAAGUCGCCCUUCAAACCACUACCUAUCGACACAAACCUCAAUUAGGUAGCUUAAUCAAGUCACCAUGUCGUCAAUAGGACCUCAAUUACCGCCGCACCUAACCAAGCGAAAACGCACACCCGAUGAUGAAUCUCCAGAGUCGCCUGCCGCGAAGAUACAAACGACGAAUCGCGCGCCCAUCAACGAAGACGAAGUAAACCUCGACAGCGAUGAUGACGAUGAUUAUGGCCCUUCCGUACCUCAAACAGCUACGAAAACUUCUAUAGGACCUACAUUACCACCUACAAAUAAAGACGAAAUCCCACUAGACGACAGCGACGACGACGAUAUAGGACCAUCAGCACCUCCACCACCUGCCGCCCCGAAACCCUCUAUAGGUCCUACACUCCCACCCACAAACCAAGACGAGAUCCCCUUAGACUCCUCAGAAGACGAAGCAGGCCCAGCACCUCCUCCAGCCCCAACCACACCUGCACCUGCACCUGCAGGUCCAUCACCAGCCCGCAUAAAACGCAUCCACGGUCCCGCGCCCCCACCAGCUCCCCUCUCCGAGCGUCCUCCCAAUCCCCCAAAUCCCGACUCAGAAUCCGAUUCCGACGACGACUACGGCCCCGCACUGCCAACCUCAGCAUCCCACACAACCCGUGCAGCGCGGGCACAGGCGGCAUCCGCCGCCGCCCUCGCCGCAGGUCCCCAACGCGACGACUGGAUGCUCGCGCCACCAACUUCAUCCGGCUACCGCGCACCCGACCCAACAAAACUCAAAUCCCGACGUUUCGCCAGCGGUCCACGUACAAAUCCGAACCCCAGUUCCGGGUCUAGUGGAGGUGAGAUAAGUAGUAUAUGGACCGAAACCCCCGAGCAAAAGCGCAAGCGCCUUGAAAACGCCGUCCUCGGACGCAACGACCCCGCUUCACAACAACAGACCAGUAGUGGAAACGGUGGUGGAAAUGGUCUUGGAAUAGGUUCCGGAACAGAAGCGCGCACAAAAGAAGAUCAGGAGCAACAAGAGCGCAUCCGAUCUUUCACCGAAGCAACCCGCGGCAAGAGUUUAUACGACGAACAUCGUGAUUCGCGGAGAGGACGUACGCUUGCUGCUGAGGAGGAGGAAGAUGAUCCGAGUAAACGCGCUUUCGAUAAGGAGAAGGAUAUGAAACUCGGAGGACGCAUUGGGACUGCGCAGCGCCGCGAGUUGUUGAAUCGGGCGGCGGAUUUUGGGGGGAGGUUUGCUAAGGGGAAGUAUCUUUAAGCGCAAUAUUUCUUGGAUUGAGGACCUGUCUUGGGUAUGUGAGACCUACAGGUUUAUUCAUCCACAUAGAGCGUAGACAAGUCUCUAAGACCUAUACGAAACCAGGAAAAGGGGUUUGAUACAAAUUUUAACUACGAAGAUACCCAAUUCUAUAGACACGUAAAAGAGCAUGAGAACGAUGA